UUAUGUGUUUUUAAAUCGUUGGGCUAUCCGAAAUCAAGAUAUACAGCGUGGCGAUAUAGUCUGUAUCACAUCUCCCAAAGUGCCAGAUCAAACACUCAUCAAAAGAGUUGUAGGACUUGCUGGAGACAUUGUGGACACUCGUGGAUAUAAAAUCAGUGCUCUUCAAAUACCAGAAGGAUAUUGUUGGUUGGAAGGAGAUCACGUUGGGCAUUCUAUGGACUCAAAUAUCUUUGGACCAAUUUCUCUGGGUCUAGUAACAGCAAAAGCUACUCAUAUAGUUUGGCCACCAAAUAGGUGGCAACAGUUAUAUCCUACAAAGUUUAAUCAUGCGAGCUGUUAGCUUUGUAAAGAAACUACAAUGGGAAUUACCUGGUACUGUAUGCAGGCAUGGCUUAACAAUAGGAGAUGUCGACAAUGAUGGUGACAAUGAAUUAGUCGUCGGUACUACUGAGGGAGAACUUUACAUCUUCAAGGGAUCAGAAUUAUGGCAGAAGAUAACGGGUCUUGGUCUUAUAACUAGUGUAGCAAUUGGAGAUAUUUUUAAUUAUGGACGCAAUGCACUUGUUGUCAUCUGUGGUGAUGGAUGGACACAUAUAUUUUAUAGUCCUAGAUCUGUCAAUCCUAAUAAUGCAAAUGUACCUGUAAGUCAACAUGCUGGAAAAGAUGCAAAUGAACAAGAUAACUUCAAAACAAAUAUCAGUGAUAUAAUAAAUUCCCAAAACUUGGAACAUAUUGACAAUAUUACUGAAAUUAAUGAACUUUCUGGAAAAAUGGAAUGUGUGCAUGUACAAAGAAUUCCAACCAAUACAAAGAUAGUAUUGAUAGCUGAUGUUGAUAAAGAUGGUGCCAAUGAGAUGAUUCUUGGUCUAACAGAUCGUGUUGUCAGAUCCUAUAGAUGGUCAAGUAAUGCUGAUUUAGAAACAGGAAAAUUGAUUGGCUUAAAUAAAUGGGAAUGCACUAAUCAAAUAGGAACAGUUACAUUGCAGCAUACUGGGGAUGGUACACCAACUCUGUUGGUUGCACAACCUGGUGGUACAUUUAUGCGGAUUAAAUGCAAUUCCGCCGAUUGCCAUUCAAAAGAUACUUCUUGUGAGGCUGUUGAUUAUCAAACAUUAGGAAUAUCUAGGAUGCGUAAUCAAAAUAUUUCAACUGAGAUUAUUGGAGAUUUAGAACCAGGAACGACGCCGUUUAUUUCGACGCUUGAGCCUAAAAUGCCUAAUUACAUGCCUAAAGAUAAAUCGUCAAAACAAAACUUUGCAGACGAUAGUCAACUGGGUAUGAAAACCUCCAAGUCCGGCUCGCUCGAAUUUAAAAGAAAUUAUUCGCAACCUGUGAUUCGAAAAAAUAGUCUGGAUAUGACAGGCGAACAUACUAGAGAUUUUACAAGAAAUCAACAAAUAGUUAAAUUUUAUAAUCCUGCGGAUUCUUCAAGUGAUGAAGUCGAUGGCAACUUCAUUGGUGGCAAGGUUAUUCUCGGAGAAUUUGACGAAGAAUUCAACGGAAAAUUCAAGAAAAAAAAAGAUACGCUGUUGCCAUCUUUUAAGAAUUUUUCCAUUGAUGAUAAAAAUAAGAAUAAAAGUAAUAAUAAUAACAAUGAUACCAAUAAUAUGAAUCAACAUGAGAAAAAAGAUAAGGAUUUGAAUAAUAUAGUCAAUAGUGAAAAUGUUCCAAAAGGAAAACCUUAUGCCUUGGCAACGCUUGAUGGAACUAUUAUGUUAGUGCAGGAUGAAGUCAUCUUAUGGGCUAUGCAAGUAGAUCAUCAGAUAUUUGCUUUAUGUCGAUUGAAUGUCACAGGUAAUAAUUCCGAUGAGAUAAUUGCCUGCGCUUGGGAUGGUCAAACUUACAUCUUAGAUCAACAACGGCAUAGCGUACGUUUUCAGUUCGAAGAACCAGUCAGAGCUUUUUGUACCGGAAAUUACAACGUAACUCCAGGAACAUCUAGUCCUAGUCUAGUGUACAACACUUUUAACAACAAGAUUUUUCUCUACUACGAUGUUAUUCUUCCGAGCAUGACAAUCAGUCCUCUAAAUCCGAUGAAAGACUUUGAAUCUGAGGAAAUGCAAACCUUAAAGGAAUUAUUGGGUGAAUGUAGUACUAAUGAAAAGCAGCAAAAGAUGCAACAAUUAACCGAAUGGCUAUUAUAUGGCAUACAUUAGCAUACAUUAUAAAACAAAUAAUAUAUUGAUAGGGAGAUGUGUAAUAAAAUAUGCAUUGAAUUUUAUUUUUGUUUCUUACAUUUCUCAUAGUAUCAGUAUAAUGUUAGAAAUGAAAAUAAAUCGAUCGAAGAUAAUUGUCUCUAAACGCGUCUAAUUUUUAUUAAAAAAUAUAUCCGAAUGAUUAUAAAAUGAGUU
Messenger RNA from Camponotus floridanus (Florida carpenter ant), 2351 nucleotides. Its product is annotated as KICSTOR complex protein ITFG2. Gene Ontology annotation, molecular function: protein binding. Bases 327 to 2156 code for a protein of 609 amino acids. Gene Ontology annotation, cellular component: KICSTOR complex. Gene Ontology annotation, biological process: regulation of TOR signaling. The record is from RefSeq and is a predicted model, not a curated record. NCBI's taxonomy places the organism in Eukaryota, Metazoa, Arthropoda, Insecta, Hymenoptera, Formicidae. The transcript has 8 exons.